UGUGCGACGUGUGCGACGUGUGCGACGUGUGCGCCGUGGUAUGUGGCGUGCGUGAAGAUGACUGCGCUUCUGCUCAGACACACACGUCUUCCUCUCUUCGGCUUCUUCCUCUUCUUCUCUUUGUUUGCUUGCGUGUGUGUGUUUUCGUUGCUGGAAUUUGCCCGUGUCUGCUUCUGCUGCGUGUUCGUUGCCCACACAACACAACACAACACGCACAGCCUGCCACCUCCCACCUGCACAGGCACGCACAUGGACGCCCGCCCUGGUGACGCACACCCUGCACUCGCCGACGGACAACUUUCAUCAUCCACAGUCACGCUUGCUCGCUCGUAGGAAGGCACAGCAUUGUACCCCUGCCUGUUUCCCUCUCCCGCCCAACCAACCAAGCAAGCAAGCAAGCACCACCCCAACAACAACAACAUCGGAAGCGAAACUCGGCGAACGUUCCUGUGAUCCUCCUUUCGUCAGAUCGUGCGUCCCCCCCCCACACACACACAGCUUGCAGAAGAAGCAGAGCCGCGCCGUAUACGGGGGCCGUGGUUGCUGCUUCACCAUAAUCAACGCCAGGGGCCCCAUCUGUGUGCACUCACCCAGGUGCACGCCGUAGGAAGCCCAAUAUAGGUCGGCGUUCCCGAGUGUCCCCUUCCCUCCUGCAUCGCUCAUUUCCAUUGGCACCACCCUCCUUCCCCGUGCACCGUGCAAGCGACUCCCAGCUUUGGCUGCUGCACACACGCACGCUGCGCCGACAAUGUCCUCUGGCGCCCGAAAGUCGUCGGGGGCGGGACCAAAGACGAAAUCACACACGUCAGCGCCAACAUCCGCAUGGGCAGGCCUCAGCCCAGACCAGGAGCUUGACGAUGAUCCUGUCUUCACCUUCAGCUUCGAGAAGCGCGUCAAGCCAAAGCGGGAUACUGGUGAUCUCGCUCGGCUGCGGGUGGACACGUCGCUUCAAGGCAUCGACCGCGCCCUCUACCUCCUCAGGGACCUGAAGGAGCAUGCCCACUCGGAGCCGAUUCGUCUCAUUGCUGCCAUCGAGCUCUUGAAACAGGCCGUCGCCGAGGAUGCGGCGUGUCUGGUGCGGGCGGUGUCGUGUCUCAAGGGCGCGUUCUCCACGUUCAAUGGCCAGGAGAAGGCUGUCAUCGUGCCAUACCUCGCCGGCAUGAAACUGGACGGAAACACCGUCCUCUGUGAAAGUCUGCUGCCAUGGUUCAUUGACUCUGUCAAGUCCACCACGUUUGUGGAUGAGAUGCUUGCGUGGCAGACCCUCAUCCUCUCCUACGUCCCCGCCCUCUCACAGAAGGCCAUCACAGAGCUUGUGUGGCCGCUGACGCUUGCCUCUGGGUGGAUGACCGAGAAGCUUGACACUCGACUGUUCUCGUGUCGGCUCCUCAAGGGCGUUGCGGACCGGUGCGCCGGCGCUGCGUGCUCUCUGCCCCCAGAUUACUUUGAUGUCGUCGAAGGCCUGCUGAGCGACACCCACCCCUCUGUGCGGGCGGAGGCGGUUGAGGCGGCGGCCCGUGCGCUGUUGCUUCCUGCUGCCAGCGUCACCAUCCGUCAGCGUCUGCAUCGUCAGAUUGUCACGCUCCUCUCCGAUGCCGAGAGCGACGUCCGCGCCACCGCCCUACGCGCCCUUGCCUCCAUCCUCCCAGACCUCGAUGCGGGUCUUCUUCGCGCUUCCUGCGAGCCGCUGCACCUCGCGUACACAAACGUCAUCAACUCCGAGGAUUUGCUGACGGAGGCGUUUUGCAAGAACUUUGGGCCUGUUAUCUAUUACGGAUGGGAUGCAUUCACGGCGUCGCAGCAGCACGAGCUACUGGAGCAGUUUGCACACAUGUGCGCGGAUCGAAGCGACGAUGUUGUUGCCAUGAGCGGCGAGGAGGAGGACAUUGACGAAGACAGUCCGCAGCGCUGGGCAGCGUACAACUUCCCAGGUGUUGCUAUUGUUGCGCGAAAUGAAUUCCUGAACGACCUCAACCACGGAACACCGUUUGCCCAAACCACACUCGGCAGGUCGUUCCUGUCGCUGAUGUCUGGUCCUGUGAGCGUGCGGCUGACGGUUGCCAAGAGCUUCCACGAAGUGAUGACCGCACUUGGCCCGCGCUUCAACGUGUGUCCGGAGGGAUUCAAGGCCGUCAACGAACUCAUCACAGACCCGCACCCGCGGGUGAUGGCUGCAAUCAUGACGCACCUUGACGUGUUGUUCCGCAACCUGAAGAAACCAAACGAAAGCAACUGCAAGUCCUACAUUUCUCCAUCUUACCGAAAGUGCAAGCAUGGAUGUGUGCCUGCAGCCGUGCUGAGCAACGUGGUGGCGGCGGUGCCACGACUGCUGGAGGACUGGCGCCAUCUCCGCCUGCUCCUGUCCCACACGCAGGCCUCGCACAACGUCUUCAGCCCCGAGGAACUCAACAACAUCCUCCUCCCCUGUCUCCAGCACCUCCUCACAGACCAGGCUGUCGCCGAGCCCGUGAUGCUGGAGGCGUGCGAGAACUUGGUCGCCAUGACUGCGGCGAUCCCAAACCACAAGAUCAGGCUCAAGAUCAUGGAGUGGCAGACAACAGAACUGGCUGCAGGGCCGACGUCGCGCCAUAGGAUCUGCUUCGUGCACGUGUGCUCGAAGGUGACCAAGUUCUUCUCGCGAUAUUUCUUCAAAACAUUUUACUUUGAGCCGCUCCUUGCAUUGACAGAGGAUCCCAUCUUGGAUGUGCGACGGCGCGUGGCGAGCAUGCUUCCUGUUAUGAAACGCAUGAUUGUCCUGCCCAAGGAUCACCAUCUGUUACGGCAACUCGAAGCUGCUGCGUCUGCUCUCGGCUCGAACCACGCCAGCGACAAGGCGUGGAAGCAAUUUGUCAUGGAAACGCACGCCACCCUCGACACCAUCAACAACCCCAUCACAUGGGACCUAUCAAUGCUCUUUGAGGACUUUCACAUCGAUUCCUGCCGAGAACAAGAGGAGCAGGGCUUGAUCGAGGCAUACGAGGGUGAUCAACAAGAGGCCCCGAAAGACACGUCGAAAAACCGAAGAAGACGAGAGAUGCGCUCCUCAACACCGCAAGCGUGGAACGAGCGGAGGUCGAGGCGGUCGUCCACACUCGGGGCUGCCGGCGCGCGACGGGGCUCCAGCGACGUGCACGGACAGUACUCACCGCUGUCACGAAGACGGAUGGGCGACCGCGCAAAGGAGGGCCGGCUGUCGCACGGCGGGACGUCAUCUCGACUAGCAAACAGGACAGGCAGCGUCAAGGCACGGGUGCCGACUGAGCUUCCGUCUGUGACGUCGCAUCGGCGCGGAAGCCAGCGGCUGAGCGGUCUCAAGCACAGCACAUCCAUGGACAGCACACGUGAAGCGCUCAUGUCUCAAUCGACGCCGUCUCUUCUUGAAUCCCGGCCUGCACACACCCGUCAAAAUCGACCGACGAGCAGUGAAUCGCGGCAUUUCCGAACAAAGUCGCUUGGAUUGCGUGAGGAGCGGUCUGGUGUCCUCGACUCGCUGCACGAGCGCGAAAACCCGCGUCUGCUCAUGUCUCCGCACGAGCGAUUGGGAUCCCAGUCAGUCUCCCCAGACCCGGGCGACAGACCCACGCGUGCAUAUACACGACAGCGGUCUCGCAAGACAAGCUCCGCUUCUGCGUUCGACUUGGCGGAUGUGGGAGGCAUGAACGUUGUGAGCCAGAUCCUCACCACCCCCAUCAAGGACGGAUCACGAGAAACAACACGCAGACCACGGAGAUUGCCGCAAAUCUCCACAUCCGACGAUUCGCGCCUGUCAAGAGGGCCGAGGGCAUUGAGCUGAGCCUCUUCCGCCCUCUUCAAGUGUUCUGCUGGGUGUCGAAGUUGUACCUCGACAGGCUAUCGUUACGUCAUCAUUUCAUCGCAUUACGUCCCCCCCCCCUGCUCUUUCUUUGUUCACAGCCAUUCAUAGCCAUGUGGCUUUGCGUUGAAUACAGCUUGUCUCGCCCGUUUCCUCCUUUGCAUCUUCGCCCCAUUUUCAUGCGCCUUCCUUCCUCUCUUUGUUCACAGCUUGCUUGUUCAUACUAUGUUGACUUGCUGUGAACUUGUGGAGGCGCUUUAUGCGGCUUGAAGCGUUGUGUUGAUUUUAAUGGCUUGCAUGUCGUUCUCCUAUGUGUCUGUGCGUGUUUAUGUGUGUGUGUGUGUCUGUGCGUGUUUGUGUGUUUAUAUGUGUGUGCUUACAUGUAUGUGCUGUAUGUGUGUAUAUUUCUUCCCGUGUGUGUGUAGUGUGCCGACAGCCACUUCGCUUCAGCCACAAGUUAGAAUCCCCCCCCCCGGUGUCAGUGCACUGGAGCUUUGUUUCGUCUUAUUGGGUUGGUUGUGAUGUGAUCAACGUCGUUGUGGUGAUGUGAACAACAUGAUAGUGGUAUCGUGUUGUUGAUUGCUUGCUGCUGACUCCCCAGUUGUCCUUCCUCCCCCUCCCCAGGCCCUGUUUCUGUGUUUUCCGUUGCUUGUUUGCUGUGCUUGUUUGUUUCGUUCCAUUCGCCUUGACAUAGCUGACCUGUCCACUCGCUUUUCGCUUGCGCUUUGAGCGUUGCUUUGCCACGUUAACCAGCCGCCAGUCGUGUGACAGCGCUGGCGUGCGCUGUUGACCUUCUCUUACAUAGCUUUCUUUCAGUGUAUGUAUGCAUGCAUGUGUGCAUGAGCAUGUGCCAGUGACACGUGCGCUUGCUGCGUGUGAAGCUUAUGUUUGUCUGUUUGUGUUUGUAUUGUAGACCACGAGUGCUCCCCCUCGACCUUGCGUUGUUGAGCGUGACCCUCUUUGUCCCAGCAACUGUGUCCAUGAUUCUUCGCCCCUUUCCUUUAUUCUGUUGCUUGCGGCUCUGUACUUUCCUCUGUGAGGAUGUCUAGUAAACAGGCUGCUGCCAAUCAUACCAACCACACCAACCACACAGACUGUUGACCACGAC
Salpingoeca rosetta is the source of this 4919-nucleotide messenger RNA. RefSeq lists its product as uncharacterized. Bases 749 to 3793 code for a protein of 1014 amino acids. The record is from RefSeq and is a predicted model, not a curated record. Gene Ontology annotation, molecular function: protein phosphatase regulator activity. Gene Ontology annotation, cellular component: cytosol; protein serine/threonine phosphatase complex. The transcript has 36 exons. NCBI's taxonomy places the organism in Eukaryota, Choanoflagellata, Craspedida, Salpingoecidae.